Columba livia (rock pigeon) is the source of this 4030-nucleotide messenger RNA. RefSeq names its product WD repeat domain 48 (gene WDR48). The record is from RefSeq and is a predicted model, not a curated record. Gene Ontology annotation, molecular function: ubiquitin binding. Bases 101 to 2134 code for a protein of 677 amino acids. The transcript has 19 exons. Gene Ontology annotation, biological process: double-strand break repair via homologous recombination. NCBI's taxonomy places the organism in Eukaryota, Metazoa, Chordata, Aves, Columbiformes, Columbidae.
CCCCGCCUCCCUGCGCGGGCUCGGAGCGGAGAAGUGGGGGUGGGACUUCCGGGGCCGGUUCGCCCUCCUCGGAAAUGACAUCAGAGUGUCAACAUGCAAGAUGGCGGCGCAUCACCGGCAGAACACGGCGGGGCGGCGGAAAGUGCAGGUCUCCUAUGUGAUUAGAGAUGAAGUGGAGAAGUAUAACCGAAAUGGGGUAAAUGCACUUCAGCUGGAUCCAGCAUUAAAUAGACUCUUCACCGCAGGCCGAGACUCUAUUAUAAGGAUAUGGAGUGUCAAUCAGCACAAGCAAGACCCUUAUAUAGCAUCUAUGGAACAUCACACGGAUUGGGUAAAUGAUAUUGUGCUCUGCUGCAAUGGUAAAACAUUGAUAUCUGCUUCUUCAGAUACUACUGUUAAAGUGUGGAAUGCACAUAAGGGAUUUUGCAUGUCAACACUAAGGACGCAUAAGGAUUAUGUGAAAGCCUUAGCAUAUGCAAAAGAUAAAGAACUGGUAGCAUCUGCUGGGCUGGACAGACAGAUAUUCCUCUGGGAUGUAAAUACUCUAACAGCACUGACUGCCUCAAAUAACACCGUAACAACUUCUUCCCUGAGUGGGAACAAAGACUCCAUCUACAGCCUGGCGAUGAAUCAAAUGGGAACAGUUAUUGUAUCAGGGUCCACUGAAAAGGUUCUAAGGGUGUGGGAUCCAAGAACUUGUGCAAAACUAAUGAAACUCAAAGGGCACACGGACAACGUAAAAGCUUUGCUGUUGAACAGAGAUGGCACCCAGUGUCUUUCAGGCAGCUCUGAUGGGACCAUCCGCCUGUGGUCCCUUGGGCAGCAGAGAUGCAUAGCCACGUAUCGAGUCCACGACGAAGGCGUUUGGGCUCUGCAGGUCAAUGAGGCCUUCACUCACGUUUAUUCGGGAGGAAGAGACAGGAAGAUUUAUUGUACAGAUUUACGAAACCCUGAUAUCCGUGUGCUUAUCUGUGAAGAAAAAGCACCAGUUCUUAAGAUGGAACUUGAUAGAUCAGCUGAUCCUCCUCCAGCACUUUGGGUUGCAACAACUAAAUCCUCUGUGAAUAAAUGGACUUUGAAGGGAAUUCAUAAUUUUAGAGCGUCUGGAGAUUACGAUAAUGAUUGUACCAAUCCCAUACCACCCCUGUGUACACAGCCUGACCAAGUUAUAAAAGGGGGUGCUAGUAUUAUUCAGUGCCACAUUCUUAACGACAAGAGACACAUAUUAACCAAAGACACAAAUAAUAAUGUGGCAUACUGGGAUGUCUUGAAGGCAUGUAAAGUUGAAGACCUGGGGAAAGUCGAUUUUGAAGAAGAAAUUAAGAAGAGAUUUAAAAUGGUGUAUGUGCCAAACUGGUUCUCAGUAGACUUGAAAACUGGGAUGUUGACAAUUACUUUGGAUGAAAGCGACUGCUUUGCAGCCUGGGUUUCAGCAAAGGAUGCUGGAUUUAGCAGUCCAGAUGGUUCUGAUCCAAAAUUAAACCUUGGAGGGCUUCUCCUGCAAGCACUUCUGGAGUAUUGGCCUAGAACACAUAUCAAUCCAAUGGAUGAAGAAGAAAAUGAAAUAAAUCAUGUGAAUGGUGAGCAGGAGAACAGAGUCCAGAAAGGAAAUGGAUACUUCCAAGUGCCACCACAUACACCGGUUAUUUUUGGUGAGGCUGGAGGACGCACUUUGUUCAGGUUAUUAUGUCGGGAUUCAGGUGGUGAAACGGAAUCUAUGCUUCUGAAUGAAACUGUGCCACAAUGGGUGAUCGACAUCACUGUGGAUAAAAAUAUGCCCAAAUUCAAUAAGAUUCCCUUCUACCUCCAACCUCAUUCAUCAUCCGGGGCAAAAACUCUGAAGAAAGACCGACUAUCAGCAAGUGAUAUGCUGCAGGUGAGAAAGGUGAUGGAACACGUGUAUGAGAAAAUCAUCAACUUGGAUAACGAGUCCCAGACAACCAGCUCUUCCAAUAAUGAAAAAGCAGGAGAACAAGAAAAAGAGGAGGACAUCGCUGUGCUAGCGGAGGAGAAGAUUGAACUGCUGUGCCAGGACCAGGUUUUGGAUCCGAAUAUGGACCUUCGAACCGUAAAGCACUUCAUUUGGAAGAGCGGGGGUGACCUGACGCUUCAUUAUCGCCAGAAAUCGACGUGAAGGGAGUGGUGGACCCGAGUGGUUACUCAUUUACUUGACCGUACUGUACUGGUUCCAAGAGUUAGUACUAUAGAAGCCCACUGAACCCCUAAGGUAGAUGAGACUUCUAAUGACUCAGUAUGGACGGAAAGUAUACAUUUAAUUGAAGCGACUAAUAGAUCUGUAAUAUAGAGGAAAAAAUAAUCUAUAUGACUUAAACUAAAGUCUGUCCUUGUCUCAGCCAAUGAGAUGGGAAGUCCCUGAGUGGUUGGUGUUGUGUGAGGUGUACAGAGAACGGGUGAUAACCCAGUGCAGACUUUUGCUUCCUCCUUUUGGCUUUCUUGUUUUUCCAGAACAUAAUAUCUUCAUCUGCUCAUGCUCGAUACUAAACCAUUUUGACCACAUUAGUCGCUGCGUUCACAGAAUAAUCCUGAACCACACACGAGGUAUUUUUAGUACAUUCCAUUCAUAAAGUUCCAACAGUGCUACUCAAACAUUUCUACCACUUAAAGAAAUUGGGAAAACAGCAGAAAAUAGGUAUUGCCUACUUGAAAGAAUCGGCCUGUUUAAUUGCAAACGAAGGGUUAACGUCAGAUUUGUUUUAAUAUUGCAACUCAGUUGCUAUUGGCACAAAGAGUAAGAACACUAGAUAAAUAUUGCAGCAGGGUCGGUCCAAUGGUGCUGUGCAUCAUAACAGAGCGAACAUGCUUUGCAGCAACUUAACGAGAUUGGGUUUUUAAUAUAUAUAUAGAUAUAUAUAUAUAACUACUUCCUGCACUGUAACCGGGGUGUUCUAAAGACACACUAGUCUAAUUUUUGGUGACUGUGCUCCAAAACUACGUGACAUUCUGUUAAAACUUCAGACCAUUCUGAAAAUAUAUUUAAUGUUAAACCUUAGAGACUUCUGAGCAGAUUUCAUAUUCAUGAUAUAAAAAUACUUACUCUUCUUUUCUGAGGUUUUAUAUGCAUUUGUUCUUUUGUUAUAGGUUUUUGCGGAUCUUCUUUUCACUGUUCUUUCUAAAAACCUGUGACUGUCGUAGCCUCAUAGUCUUUUAUAGAGUUUAACUUAUUGGGGGGAGGGACUAAAGGCAUUUCAGCUUUCUGUUAGAAAAUGUGGGGCUGUCCCAGAAAACUAUUUGUAGCCAGAGCAAAUUAUAAAUCCUCAUAAAGAAAUUGUGUCCGAAUGAUUCUUGUCUGAAGCAGAAGCACAAGUGCCUUCAAAGGGCAGUGUAUUAUUCGAGUUUCUUCAGGAGACAGACGCUCUUGCCCUUCCUGUGUCUUGCAAUCAAGAUUUAGGUUGAGGCCUAAAGAAAGUCCCAAUAUAUUCUAUUACUGGGAUUGUAUUGGUCAAAGAAAGCGUAAAAAUAUUUUUCAUUGUAUUUUAUUUGGAAAAAAUAGUCGACUCGUUCCCUUCUGCACUCUUGGCCGCGCUAAACAAACUCAUUGCUUAAACAAAAGAUACGGUUCAGAACUCAACUAGCGUGUCUUCUUCCCUGUCUUUUGAGAGUCGGUUUCAGUUUUUAAUCCCAGUUUGUGUGUUUGAUGCAAUUGUGCCGUACCUGCACAUUUUUAGUGAUAUUUGUGAAUUAAAUGCUUAAACAGAACUGUAACUUUUAUUCAUAAUUUGCCCUUUGUAUUUAUUAAUAGCAAGGGUUUGCGCUUGUUCCAAUAGGCACUGUUUGGUUGGUUGGUUUUUCUCCGGUUGUUUUGCUGUCCUGUUGUGUACAUUGGAACCGCUCCAGGAAUUUCGUUUGAAAUCAGCCAAGGUUGUAAUUUUUCUUCUUUUAUUUCUAUUUUUUGCCCCCCUAACCAUCCCAAAACACAGUUUCAGGAAAGACUGACAGAAGAGUCUGCAAUGCCAGAAGGGUAAAUGACGUUUCACAGUUGUAUAGAAUAAAAGGCUUUAGUUAAAAUAUU